GGACCUUCCUUUCUGGAUAUCCAACUGAUCACAGGGACUGAUAUUGAAAAAGCUUCAACAUUUUUUACAGCUGGUUCAGUAGGGUACCUGUGUGGUUCUUUAGUAAGUGGUAUCCUUAUUGAUAAGUUUAAUAAGAUACUUCUGUUAACUGUUUGUGUUACUGGUCUAGCGGUCACUUGUGCUGUAAUUCCCCUUUGUUCCAUCUAUGGUUUAAUGGUUUUUAUAUUUUUGGCGAACUCCUUUUGUGGUGGAUUUCUUGAUACGGGUGGAAAUGCUGAUAUGGUUUCUAUUUGGUCCGAAGCUGAAGGGAGACCUUACAUGCAGUUCAUUCAUUUUGCCUUCGCAUUUGGUGGAGUUAUUUCCCCUUUAAUAACAGCCCCGUUUCUGUCACCAAGUACACAAGCUAACGCAUUGAAUACGUCGACCUCCGACUUUGAAAACACAACAGUAGUCGGGGAUAAUACAACAUCUCCUUCUAAUAUUACAUCAAACGUCUCAGAAGGUGCAGUUGAAAUCCAAUUAAUAUACGCCUACAUUAUUGCUGGUAUCCUCACUUUCAUUGCUGCUUCAUGUUGUCUGGUGAUCUAUUGUAAGAUGAAAGCCACAAAAAAGAAGACACAGACGAAAAAAGAGGCACCAGUCGAGGAAAAGAGAGAUUUGCCACUAAAAUAUUAUAUCUUAACUGUCGUUUUGCUGGAUCUAAUGUAUGUGUUUUACUGUUCUGUAGAGGACACUUUUGCAGCUUAUCUGUUAACUUUCACAGUCCUACACUUGAAGUGGAGCAAAAGUAGUGGAAGUCAAAUAACUUCAUUGUUUUGGGCAUCUUUUGCCGUAUCCAGAUUUUUAGGGAUAUUUUUUAUUGGUUGUUUAAGACCAGUUAGAAUGUUAGCAAUAUGUUUCUUCGGCUUAUUUGUUAGUUUGUUAGCAUUUUUGUUAUGUGCCUACUACCAUAUUUACCCGGGUAUAUGGGUUUUCACCGUAUUCGUAGGAUUCUCAUUAUCAGUUAUUUUUCCAACUGGCUUUACCUGGACACAAGAAAGUUUAGUUAAGGUUAGUGGUAAGGUAGCUUCAUCGAUAUUGAUAGCCGCUUCAUUGGGCACAAUGAUAAAUCCGUUGAUAAUAGGGUAUUUA
Lottia gigantea (owl limpet) is the source of this 1131-nucleotide messenger RNA. RefSeq lists its product as hypothetical. The transcript is spliced from 2 exons. The annotation marks the transcript as partial. Gene Ontology annotation, biological process: transmembrane transport. The record is from RefSeq and is a predicted model, not a curated record. NCBI's taxonomy places the organism in Eukaryota, Metazoa, Mollusca, Gastropoda, Lottiidae.